UCAUCGCAGAAUGUCUGGUCGCGGUAAAGGAGGAAAAGGGCUCGGUAAAGGAGGUGCCAAGCGGCACAGGAAGGUGCUCCGGGAUAACAUCCAGGGGAUCACUAAACCGGCUAUACGCCGUUUGGCUCGCAGAGGAGGCGUCAAGCGAAUCUCCGGCCUUAUUUACGAGGAGACUCGCGGAGUGCUCAAAGUCUUCCUGGAGAAUGUUAUCCGCGAUGCAGUCACCUACACCGAGCACGCCAAGAGGAAGACGGUCACCGCCAUGGACGUGGUGUACGCGCUCAAACGCCAGGGCCGCACUCUCUACGGUUUCGGAGGUUAAACGCUUCUCUUCUUCCAUCCUUCAUACACACCAAAGGCUCUUUUCAGAGCCG
Messenger RNA from Pelobates fuscus (common spadefoot toad), 374 nucleotides. RefSeq names its product histone H4. NCBI's taxonomy places the organism in Eukaryota, Metazoa, Chordata, Amphibia, Anura, Pelobatidae. Gene Ontology annotation, cellular component: nucleosome. Gene Ontology annotation, biological process: nucleosome assembly. Gene Ontology annotation, molecular function: DNA binding; protein heterodimerization activity; structural constituent of chromatin. The transcript has a single exon. The coding region runs from base 11 to 322 and encodes 103 amino acids. The record is from RefSeq and is a predicted model, not a curated record.